Messenger RNA from Aspergillus brunneoviolaceus CBS 621.78, 619 nucleotides. RefSeq lists its product as uncharacterized. Gene Ontology annotation, cellular component: mitochondrial outer membrane. The record is from RefSeq and is a predicted model, not a curated record. Gene Ontology annotation, molecular function: nascent polypeptide-associated complex binding. The coding region runs from base 1 to 513 and encodes 170 amino acids. NCBI's taxonomy places the organism in Eukaryota, Fungi, Ascomycota, Eurotiomycetes, Eurotiales, Aspergillaceae. The transcript is spliced from 3 exons.
AUGUCUUACGCAGAAGCCGCAGCCAAGGGUCCCAAGCAGUCCCCAGAGGAGCUUUACAGUCGCGCUCCUGAUAUCAACCGGGUGUACCGGGAUGAAUCCGAGAGCACCGCCUCCCUGAUCGACGUCGACUCCCCCCACGUGCAGUCCGUGGACGCCGAUUUCCUCAACCAGGAGGUCAAGACCACGACGCAGGCCGAGCGGAUAGAGCGCGAGGAGCAGGAGGCCAUCGCCGAGCGCGAACGGAUCGAGAAGGCGAAGGCCAAGGCCAAGGCCGAGGCCAAGGCCAAGGCCAACAGCGUGCGCCGCAACAAGAGCAACCCCGUCUACCUCGGAAAUGCGGUCAUCCUGGCCCUGACCGGCGCGGGUCUGGGCUUUGGCGCAUACAAGAAGCACGCGCAGGGUAAGCUGUCAUGGCAGCUCGUCGGAUUGUGGUCCGGAAUCGUGGGCGCGGUCGGUACCGUCGACUACUUUGUCAGCAAGUGGCUUUUGCAGAACAAGUACCCUCCUAAAUAGAUGGGGCAAACGAAAACUCAAGUACUUGUCUUGCGUGGUUUGAUAACUUGAUAUCCUGAUGUUUCUUUUGGUUUCUCCUGUGUGGUUGGUUUAUAGUUCCAUAUAC